CCUGAGCCAAUCGGAAGGGGCGGGGUGUGUGUCUGUGUGUGUUUGUGUGUGUGUGUGUGUGUGUCUGUGUCUGUGUCUGUGUGUCUGUGAGUGUCCGUGUGUGUGUAUGUGUGCGCGAGGGCAAGUCGGGAGGGGGACCCAGCUCAGGACUGGGAGGCCCUGCUCGCAGGUCCCUGGGUCCCGGUGGCGGCCGGAGCGCUUAGUCCGCAGGCAGCGGGCGGGUGGUCGCCCCUCCCGCCCCCACCCCGCGCGUGCGCGCCCCGGCCUCUCCCUCCCCGUCACCCUCCUCGGCUCCCGCGCGGCGGCGGCGGUUCCUCUCCCACUCCCCCCAGCCCUGGCUCCGGGGGACCCCGCGAUGCCGGUCCGCACCGAGUGUCCCCCGCCGGCCGGUGCCUCCGCUGCCUCCGCGGCCUCACUCAUCCCGCCGCCGCCUAUCAACACCCAGCAGCCCGGCGUGGCCACCAGCCUGCUCUACAGCGGCUCCAAGUUCCGCGGCCACCAGAAGAGCAAGGGGAACUCGUACGACGUAGAGGUGGUGCUGCAGCACGUGGACACGGGGAACUCUUACCUUUGUGGGUACUUGAAGAUUAAAGGCCUUACUGAGGAGUAUCCAACCCUUACGACCUUCUUUGAAGGAGAAAUAAUCAGUAAAAAACACCCUUUCUUAACUCGCAAGUGGGAUGCAGAUGAAGAUGUUGAUCGGAAACACUGGGGCAAGUUUCUGGCUUUUUAUCAGUAUGCAAAAUCAUUUAACUCAGAUGACUUUGAUUAUGAAGAGCUGAAGAAUGGAGACUACGUCUUCAUGAGGUGGAAGGUAUCAGUCCCUCAAUCUAACCCAUGUUCCUGAACACAGUGCACCCAUCUAUGAAUUCCGGUGACAACGGUUCAGAACAGCAACCAAAUAAAACUGAACUUGGCAAAAAAGAACUUUGCUGAGAAAAUUGUGUACCUGCCAGAACCAGGAGAAGUGUGUUCCUGUUUCUUCACGAGCAGACUCGCAUCACAAAGCAUGAAUGUUAACCCACAGAAUCCAAGGAGCAUGGCUGGCCCGUGGGGCAGGUGGAGGGAGCAGUCUUCGUUCUUCCUCCCCUCAGUGGCAGUUUGGUCUUCACCCGUUUUUAAGCUACCUUAAAUGCACUUUUCCUUCCUGCACAGCUAACUUCUACAUCACUGAAAUGCCCAUUCCUUCCUCCGUCUCGCCUCCAGCCGAGUAGAAGGUCUGCUCCCGGAUCACCCUCAGCCUUGGUGCUCAGUGGUCCCCAGGCCCUAGACCCCCACCCCCCGCCGGUUGCUUUGUCUGGUAGCUCAAGAGAAGGCAGAGCCCCAGUACCUCUGUGCCCCCCAGAGCUCUGUGCAGGGAGUUGGCUAGCUGCCGCAGCAUCGGCCACCAACAACACGAGAGGCAGAGGCUCCAGUCCCUGCUGGGCUGCCUCAGUCUUCAGUGCUGAUUGUGUCACGGGUCAGCGUGCGCUGCUGAGCCCUGUACUGUUAACAGUGCAAAGCUAGUGAGUGGCUGUCAGGUUCCCUGGGCCUGCCAUCAGGGAUCACUAAAUUUAAGGCUUCCAGAUCCCUGGCAGGAACAGAUUCCAGUCCUGCUUACUCAGUACAUUUGCUCCAAACUUUUGAACUUGAGGGCAAUACUAAACUUAAAAAUAAGAAUUUUUUUAUUACAAAAUUAUUUUUAUGGUCCCUUUAACAAGGACCCUAUGGCAAAUGCACAAUUAUUCAGAAUUACAUUUUAUCGUUUUCACAUUGAAAACAGCAAAUGUUGACUUAGUAAUUUUUAUAUCGAUAUCUAUAUGUAUAUGUAUAUUUAAUCAACCAGCAGUUUUGAAACUAGUCAUCCUGGUACAAAAGUUUUGCAGCAUUGCCUAAAUUAUAGUGCUCAACACAAGAACUGUUUUUGGGGCCAGUUUAGCAUUUGUGCCUCCUCCUUUUGCUACUCAAAAAUAGCAGUGCUUGGCGGCAGCCUUCCAUGAGGCAGAAGGGGUCGUCGUUCUCUGAAAACAGUGACUCUGAAAUGUUGGGACAGGGGAAGGCGUGGGAAACAUGAACAUGCUCAGAUAACUCGAGGCUCACGUGCCAAAGUGUGUGUGUGUGUGUGUGUGUGUGUGUGUGUGUGUGUAUGGUGUUUUGUUUUUUUAAAUGUUUUAAAAGCUUAAUAGGUUGGCAUCAGUUGUAGCCCACAAACAUGGGCAGGGCUUUGGGGAAUUGGCAUUUUUCUGGUGGUUUACAAGACUUACUCCGAAUACAAGAGGAAAAGCUUUAAAAACAAGAUUGCAUCAUAACCCCCAGGAGCAAAGCAACCUGGAGGCUGCAUAUCCACGGGCGGGCAGCAUAAGAGAACGUGAAGCCCUUCAGUGAGAUGAGACGAGCAAUGGGAAACCUUUUCUGUUCUUAAGAAGUGACUUUAAUUUUAUUGACAUAUGUACUGUAUGUUACUGAGAUUGAAUGUUAGGGGAAGCCUUAAGGGAGAGGUAUUUGGGAAAGUAGCCAGUGGGCACUUGUGAUAUCUAAAAUCUGUUAUCCCAGGACUGUGUACAGAGGGGCAACCCACCCAUUCAGGAAGGUCAGGGCUUUGGAACCCUAAAAAGUUGGCCCGAUGACUUAAAGGGAAAAAUAAUUCAUUCCCAGAGAUGAGUCAGAACAGUCUCCUCAAUCCUGAAAUUCAACAAGGCAUCAGAAGGGCUGGCUGUGGUCAAGCCCAGCUGCUGUCAUGUGAGGAGAUGCUCACUGUGGUUUUGUUGAGCUGAUGGCCUUGGUUGAGCUGAUGGACAAGUGAAGGAGGCCGUGGGGCUGUGCUGUCCUUCCUGCCGUACGUGCCAUUCCACUCUCUUCAGCUCUCCCCUCAACGGCAUGCGAGCCCAUACCUUCUGCAUUUUUACAGGCCUGUGAGGGAUAUAGGCCUCCCCUUGGAGUACUGAGUCCGGAGGUCAUCCCUGAGCUCAUCCAGGGCUCAUGCUGUGUCUCCGAGUAGUGGCUUGACUGGGCAGGAAGGGCCAUUUGCAAACACUGCUGUGUUCUAGACAAACAGCCCAAGUCCUAUGGCAGGAUUUCUUCCUUCCGUUUUUACCCAGGUAAUGAAGUGCACCCAUUGUACUGGGAAAAAUGAAGAGGUGAUACCUUUACUAGAUCCUUCAGACACAUCUAUGAGAAGAUUUGUUCAUUUAAAAGUCUGCCCACUGAGGAUAGGGAAAGGAUUAAGGAUUUUUCCACCUCCUCUUAGUAACUCCUGAAUUACCAACAUCAACUUCUUUCUCUCUGUUCCUGAAGGAACUUUGGGGAAUCAUCUUCAUCUGUAGUUAUGCUUUCCUGAAACUUCUCAGUGGUUUACAUGCCUCUGAAACUAUGUGCAAUAUUUUUGGUUGACACUUGUAUCCAUCCUUAAGAAAUUAGUGCAGAUUGCAGAUAUUCUACUGUCUUCCACCCCAAACAAGCCUGCCAUGAGGUGGGAUCCUAGGGGUUUGGCUGUUCUUACUCCACUGCUCAGAAAGCUUCCAUUCUGCUGUCCUCAGCCUCGACCCUCUUCUGUGCUGGACUUCCACCCACCCACCCUUUUCAAGUUUAGAUAGCGUUUCAGCUGCGGUCCCAAAGUAACAAAACAAUACCUACUGUUAAGUAGGAAGUCAAUCUGUGUGCUGGUUUUGUUGGUUAUGUUGAAAUCACAAACUCCAGAGGAGCAAAGGGGUUUUUCAAUGUCUUUUGCUUUCAGAAACAGAGAAUAUAAUAUUCUCACUAAGGCCUUGAAUUGAUUUUUUUCUCAUAAAAUAGUCUGAUAAGCUAAUUUUUAAAAAGAAAUGCCAUUAACUGUGUUGUAUUGUGGUUUAAAAUUACUAACAAGUUGUGGGAAAGAAAAAUAAUAUUUGAUUUUGAAUCUUAAAUGUUUUUAAAAAUUAGACUUGAAUGGGCACAAAGUAUAAAUAUUUUGUUUCUUUAUGGAGGACAUGUGGAAGAAGUUGAGGGUUUGGGAUGGGAGAAGUAUUUUGCAGAGCUAUCAAUGUCCAAAUAAUUUUUUAAAAAUAAUAAAGGUAUUUAAGCAGUGA
Molecule: messenger RNA, 4043 nt
Organism: Pongo pygmaeus (Bornean orangutan)
Lineage: Eukaryota; Metazoa; Chordata; Mammalia; Primates; Hominidae
Gene: GID4
Product: GID complex subunit 4 homolog
Exons: 5
Coding region: 107-847 (246 amino acids)
Biological process (GO): protein catabolic process in the vacuole; negative regulation of gluconeogenesis; protein targeting to vacuole
Cellular component (GO): GID complex
Source: RefSeq, a predicted model, not a curated record